Suillus subalutaceus is the source of this 608-nucleotide messenger RNA. RefSeq lists its product as uncharacterized. Lineage: Eukaryota; Fungi; Basidiomycota; Agaricomycetes; Boletales; Suillaceae. The record is from RefSeq and is a predicted model, not a curated record. The transcript is spliced from 2 exons. The coding region runs from base 1 to 480 and encodes 159 amino acids.
AUGGACAGCAUCGAUAGGAUGGAACAAUUGGCUUGGGAAGAGCGUCGGCGGAACCCGAUUCCUGCGACAAAAUGCGAUGGUUGUUUUGCGCGAUUCCGUGGUACUCCUCCAGACGAGGAUGACGAGGACGACGCAGAAGAUGUAGGAGACGUUUUCAAGCGGUGCACGACUUGUCAUUACACUAUUUGCAAGAAUUGCACGCAUCCAGAUAUGCAAGGUGUACCGUACUUUGAUCGCCCGCCAGGCACUUGCCGCUGUCUAAAGUCGAACUUUGGCGAAAGUUACUGCUUGUCAUCGCCCUGUUACCUUCACGGUGACGGUAGUAAGCCAUACUACGGUGAUAGACACCCCGAUAUAGCGGGCAGUGGGUACGGUGAAGAUGCAUUUGAGGUGAAGGAGCGGCAGUGUAGGACAUGCGGUGUGAUUGCACGAUGCUUGAAGAAAGAGCAUCUGAAGGACGCGCUUCCUGGGAUGAAUUAGCUAUGUAAAAUCUGGCGAAGCUUACACGAAUUUGUUUGUCUUCCAGUUUGCUCCAUGCUGGCAUGGAUUUUGGUGAUACUGGGUCUUCUUGGAACGCUGUUGUCUACCGUAUGGCAUUGAUCGAUAUU